GCCAACGUCUAAUUUGGCAUUGCAAUUCAUUUAGCAAACUUGUAAAGAUCAAGAUAGGUAUUUCUGUCGUGAGGGGAUUCGCAAAAUACAACUUCGCAAAUCUCUCCAAUCUCGAAAAACACCUAUUUUUGUAUAGUUUCCAGCGAUUUCAUUAAGUUAUCCUGCUCUCAAUGGUGAGAAUGAGUUUGCGAAAUUAUUUACACAGGUAAUGCCACAAAAAUUCACCAUUCACAAUAUGCUAAUUAUAUCCACAUGUACAUAUAUUUAAAUAAACCUAGAUAAUCCUCCAAAGAAGAAUUUGAUUACCAAUGCCAGGUCGGAUUUUCGCGAAUUUCAUCGACCCAAUCCGGGUUUUAAGUAGUUUCUCUCCGUGUACUUAUGUAACCUUGCUUUCUCUCCACAACUUCCACUCACUCCGAGAAAUACAUGUCUAACGCAACAGAUCAUACCAAACACUCUGCUCACACUCUGACAUUUAACCGAACCAAAUCAUGAGUAAAAGUCCAGACAGCAGACAGUGAUUACAUAGAUAGUGACGCCAUCCCUGCAAUGGGUUCCACCAUCUCGAUUAUCAAUGAGACCAAUUGCAUCCUCAACAUUGCUUUGAAGCAGGUCACGCCAAUCUACUAUGAGAACAAGGUCCUCCCUGGCCAAGUUGUGAAACGGGAAGUUGGAAAAAUCUGGUUCACCCUGGAAGCCACCCUUUGGACCGGGCAGAACGAUUAUACCGACGUUUUAAAGGACAUCAACGUUUCCUCCGUCGCACGUAGAGCGGCCGGCGUUAUGUUGUCGAGGACAGGGCUGUACAAGGAAAUUAUUAACGGCGCGGUUGGACUCGUCAUAAAGGCGGGACAACCUCCGCAGACCGUUACGAUUCAAAAUGUCCUCCUUCCCGCCACCUUUUCGCCAGACGACCACCAAAUAGUGGUUGACUGGGUGCACAAAUUUGUGGUGAGAGAACAUGGAAUUUACGCCGGUGGGGACAAAGUCAUUAAAAUUGUGGGUGGUCCGCCAGCCGUAAUUGACCCCCUGGAAAGUGGAGAGGGGACGCAGUUCUUGAAAAGUACGGAACCAUUCGGUAUUAUUCAGGGUUGAAGGAAAAAAUAUUUGACAAUGUGUACCUACAUUCUCGACAAUAUUACACGAACCAAUAAUACAUACAAGGUGGUUCAUACAUGGUGGUUUAAAUGUCGGGUUACAAUGGAAAAUUUUUCAGUGCGAAAAAUUCAUAAAUUCCUACUAGUUACGGAUUUGGG
Folsomia candida is the source of this 1256-nucleotide messenger RNA. RefSeq lists its product as uncharacterized. The transcript has 4 exons. Bases 550 to 1095 code for a protein of 181 amino acids. The record is from RefSeq and is a predicted model, not a curated record. NCBI's taxonomy places the organism in Eukaryota, Metazoa, Arthropoda, Collembola, Entomobryomorpha, Isotomidae.